UUAGAAUACUGAGAUCACGCAUGCAGGUGAAAGUGAUAGGCACACAAUUGGGUUGUGUGAGGAAUGAAGACUUUUUAGCUAAACCUCAAGGCAAUUGAUCUACUUUUCUCUCAUUGAUAAUUGACUUUUAAUCUGAAAAUAUUCACAGUCACAACCUUGGUCAUGAGAGGACUCUUAUUUCCAUCGUUGCUAUACCUUCUAUGGCGUACCUUUUUUGCCAUGGCAUCACAAUGUAAUGUUUUCUCCUCUACAUACGGUAAAUACUUGAAAAACAACUUGGUUCAGUCGAUCCCCAACACCAACCUCCAGAACUGCACGGAUCAGUGUAUUGUGGCUGGUUUCUGUAGAAGCACAAAUUUUCAUUUCGAAAGUAAGACCUGUGAACUGAAUAUUGCUGAUAAACAUGACUUUCCUAACGACUACACAGAGAGACAAGGCUACAGCUAUGGUGGAUGGCGAACGAAAAAGCCCGUUACGCAAUCUUGUUCAGAAGCAAAAGCUAGAAAACGAUCGGCCAAAAGUGGAUAUUACCUUAUCCGGACAAAGCGUGGAAAGAUUUUGACAGUUUAUUGCGAYAUGGAAAAAUACGACGGUGGUUGGACUUUAGUUGUGUCAGUUUCAGCCGUUAAUAAUGAUCAUCUUCAAAGAGAAGAAAACAACUGCGUUGUCAAUUCAAGUUUAUGCGUUCAGUACGAGACCACCGCUGUUCAAGCGAGAAAACUUUCUGACCAAGACAUCAUUGAUAUCAUGUCAGAAUAUGGAACGUUCAGAAUUGAUGUGCUCUCUGAUAGUCCAUACACUGCGUUCUAUGAGAUUCCAAGCGGUGCUCAGAACUUUGAUUCAUCAUGCACAGGUCAAGGACCACCUGCUUGUCCUCGAAUUAUCAUAUCCUAUCAUUAUCCGUACCAGUGGGAGAGCAACACAUGCAAUAACAUUAGCGUUGGAUACAAAAUCUAUGGCAGCGAAAUACAUUCUGGUAAGUUUUUGACGGACAUGAUGAUGCUGAGUGUGGAUCUAUAUGGCAUUCGUCCUUGCAUUCAGACAAACGAGCUUUGUAUGGUUACCGAGUCCAAGGUCAAUACGGGAUUUAUUCAGGAAAACAGGGACUGKUAUUUGUAAAAUGAUAGGCACGUGCGUCAGUAAAAUUAAGCAAAACAUUUACACAAAACAAAACAAAAAUUACGACAAAUCGAAUUUUAAAAGCUACAAAAUUGUGGACAAUUUAGAGCAAGAUUUAAAUUGGAUGAGUCCACCAAAAAAAGACAUUUACACAUUUAGACAUUUAGACAUUUAGACUAAAAGUAUUAUCACGUGUUUUCUCGGUUCUGGCAUAAAACAAAUGCUGAAAUACCAUUCUCCAUCUUAAAUCCUCAC
Molecule: messenger RNA, 1374 nt
Organism: Actinia tenebrosa (Australian red waratah sea anemone)
Lineage: Eukaryota; Metazoa; Cnidaria; Anthozoa; Actiniaria; Actiniidae
Molecular function (GO): oligosaccharide binding
Source: RefSeq, a predicted model, not a curated record